Molecule: messenger RNA, 1003 nt
Organism: Pelobates cultripes (western spadefoot toad)
Lineage: Eukaryota; Metazoa; Chordata; Amphibia; Anura; Pelobatidae
Source: the annotation of a GenBank genome assembly
AUGAGCAGCCAGGCACACUCUGACAGAUCUGAGGCACCACUAACCAGGAGGGACAUGAGGGGAUUCCUGGCAGACUUCAAAAAGUCAGUGGCAGAAGAACUGGACAAAAGACUGUGCCCCAUACUAGAAGGCAUGGCAGACCUCUCAGCCCGUGCACAGGCCACAGAGGCCAAAAUGGCCGACACAGAUGAAAGGAUUCAAGCCCACGGCACUGAAAUUCAAUAUCUACGUGAUCAACUGCGCUCCCUAGAAGAAACCAAUGAAGACCUCAAUAAUAGAACGCGCAGGAAUAACAUCAGGGUAAGGGGCAUCCCAGAAACAAUAUCAACUGACCUCCUCUCUGACACCCUCACAGAGGUAUUCCAAAACCUCCUGCCGGAGGCCACAGCAGCUGAUUUACUGAUGGACCGGGCACACCGGGCACUGCGAGCCCCAAGCGCCAAUGCCGCCACACCUAGGGAUAUUGUGGUGAGGCUCCACUUCUACCAUAUAAAGGAGAGAAUUAUGAGAGCUGCUAGGGACGCCCCCAUUGAACUGGAAGGAGUGCCAGUCCAACUAUUUCAAGACCUGGCACCAACUACCCUCAAACGGCGGAGAGAACUACGACCGCUAACGCAACACCUCAAUCACCAUGGCCUCCGCUAUGCAUGGGGUCAUCCAUUCAAAAUGAUCAUUCGCAAAGAUGGCAGAUUCCACUCCCUCACAAGGCCUGAAGAAAUCCCUGCACUUCUGACGCAACUAGGCUUACCUCAGCUCCCAGAGACACCUCACUCCAACACAGAUCUCCCACCACGACAGGCGCCACGCAACAAUCUGCCUGCCAGAAAUGGCGAACGCCAACAUCGCCACACAGCACUGCAAAGCACAGAUGCAGCGCAGCAGUAGAGGUGAGGAGAAGGGGGGACAGCGCCGCAGGAACGGCUACCCGCCUCCAUACCUAGACGCCCCUUCCAGACGUCUUCGGUCGACAAUGCGUGAACCGACCCUUUACCGCACCACCUGA